Messenger RNA from Rhizophagus irregularis DAOM 181602=DAOM 197198, 576 nucleotides. Lineage: Eukaryota; Fungi; Glomeromycota; Glomeromycetes; Glomerales; Glomeraceae. The record is from RefSeq and is a predicted model, not a curated record.
AUGGCGGUAAUGGAUUAUGCAAACAAAGGUAAUUUAAGAGGAAAUUUAACAAGAAUAAUCAAAAGUGAUUGGAAUCAAAAAUUAUAUAUGUUAUAUGAAAUUAUUUCUGGACUUGAUGACAUACAUAACCAAGAUCUUAUUCAUUGUGAUUUUCAUGAUGGUAAUAUUUUAAAUCAUAAUGAGAGUAAAAUUUAUAUUUGUGAUUUAGGAUUAUGUAAACCUGUAAAAUCAUUUUUGAAAAAAUAUGAUAUUUGUGGUGUUAUACCAUUUAUGGCACCUGAAGUUUUAAGGGGCAAAUCUUAUACUCCAGCUAGUGAUAUAUAUAGUUUUUCUAUGAUUAUGUGGGAAUUUACAUCUGGGAUACCACCAUUUAAUAAUAUAGCACAUGAUUUUCAACUUAGUUUAAAUAUUUGUAAAGGUGAACGUCCUGAAAUUAUUGAAAAUACUCCACAAUGUUAUGUAGAUUUAAUGAAAAGAUGUUGGAAUGAAGAUUCGUCAAAAAGACCAUCAUCUGAAGAAAAUGAAGAAUUAAAAUGCAAUAUUAUGGAAUUUAUAAAUGCACCAAUUGGACAUAAC